AGGAAUUAGAUGAUUCAGAAGAAUAUGAAGAUGCUUUCAUUAUCGAUCUAAUAUUUCUUGAAAAUACACAAGCUUUAUUACAUGAUAAUAAAAGUGAAGAAAUUAAUUUAAAUGAGAUUGAGUCUAAAAAUUCUGAUUUCUAUAAAAAAACUUCUCAAGAAUAG
This is a messenger RNA of Scutellospora calospora, 164 nucleotides long. Lineage: Eukaryota; Fungi; Glomeromycota; Glomeromycetes; Diversisporales; Gigasporaceae. The record is from the annotation of a GenBank genome assembly.